AUGGGAGACCAAGACGAGGAAGCGGAAGGUGUAGAGAAGAUGAGAAUACCUCUGUUAAGGGAUCUAAAUGCGACGGAGGAGGAGGAAGAAGGCGGAGAAAUAAAGAGAAAAGUAUGGAUGGAGACGAAGAUGCUAUGGCGUAUCCUUGGACCAGCUAUAUUCACCAGACUCUCCACUUACUCGAUCCUCGUCAUCACUCAGGCCUUCGCCGGCCACCUCGGCGAGCUUGAACUCGCCGCCAUCUCCAUUGUCAACAACCUCAUCAUCGGCUUCAACUUCAGCCUCCUCCUUGGAAUGGCGAGUGCGUUGGAAACGCUGUGUGGACAAGCGUUUGGAGCAAAGGAGCAUGAGAUGAUGGGAGUGUAUUUGCAGCGAUCUUGGAUUGUUCUGUCGUUAUGUGCAAUCUUGCUCCUCCCUAUGUACAUCUUUGCUUCUCCAAUUCUUAAGUUCUUGGGCCAGCCUGACGACAUCGCAGAGCUGUCCGGUGUUAUCGCCGUUUGGGUCAUUCCUGUCCAUUUUUCAUUUGUCUUCUUUUUCCCUCUCAAUCGAUUCCUCCAAUGCCAGCUCAAGAAUAUGGUGAUUGCAAUUUCUGCUGGAGUGGCACUUGUAGUUCACAUAUUUGUGUGCUUGCUAUUUGUGUACGGUCUUAAACUCGGAGUCAUAGGAACCAUGGCUACUGUUAACGUGGCAUGGUGGCUCUGUGUCUUCCUAUUAUUUAGUUAUGCCACUUGUGGCGGUUGUCCGCUCACUUGGACCGGUUUCUCCAUCGAAGCUUUCACCGGACUAUGGGAUUUUGCUAAGCUCUCUGCCUCCUCCGGAGUCAUGCUUUGCUUGGAGAAUUGGUAUUAUAAGAUUUUAAUUGUGAUGACUGGGAAUCUCAAGGACACAAAAAUUGCCAUCGACUCUUUGUCUAUAUGCAUAUCGCUAGAUGGAUUGGAACUGAUGAUUCCAAUUGCCUUCCUGGCCGCUACGGGCGUACGAGUGGCUAAUGAAUUAGGAGCAGGGAAUGGUAAAAGAGCAAGAUUUGCGAUGAUGAUAUCAGUGACACAAUCGUUAAUCAUUGGAAUAAUUUUCUCAGUACUUGUCGUAUUUCUUCAUGAUCAAAUCGGCUGGAUUUUCUCUUCAAGUGAAAUCGUCAUAAAAGCAGUCAAUGAUCUCUCUAUUCUUUUAGCCUUUACGAUUCUACUCAACAGUGUUCAACCAGUUCUCUCAGGAGUUGCGAUUGGUUCGGGAUGGCAAUCAUUCGUUGCAUAUAUAAAUUUGGGAUGUUACUAUUUCAUUGGAGUUCCACUCGGAUUUCUCAUGGGCUGGUUUUUCAAGUCUGGUGUCAAGGGCAUUUGGGCUGGUAUGAUUUUCGGAGGAACCGGGAUUCAAACGUUGAUACUCAUCUUUAUUGUUAUGAGAUGUGACUGGGAGAAAGAGGCACAACAAGCAAGUGCUCGAGUUAAGAAAUGGUCUGUCUCAAACGGAAGAAACUGA
Molecule: messenger RNA, 1479 nt
Organism: Microthlaspi erraticum
Lineage: Eukaryota; Viridiplantae; Streptophyta; Magnoliopsida; Brassicales; Brassicaceae
Source: the annotation of a GenBank genome assembly